Messenger RNA from Phyllostomus hastatus (greater spear-nosed bat), 2991 nucleotides. Its product is annotated as acyl-coenzyme A thioesterase 1-like. Gene Ontology annotation, molecular function: fatty acyl-CoA hydrolase activity. The coding region runs from base 115 to 1470 and encodes 451 amino acids. Gene Ontology annotation, cellular component: peroxisome. NCBI's taxonomy places the organism in Eukaryota, Metazoa, Chordata, Mammalia, Chiroptera, Phyllostomidae. The transcript has 4 exons. The record is from RefSeq and is a predicted model, not a curated record. Gene Ontology annotation, biological process: fatty acid metabolic process; acyl-CoA metabolic process.
CUGAAGGCCCUGGCCUGCCCUGCUGGGCUCUGUCCCCGACCUCUGACCGACCGGUUGUGGCAGGCUCCAGUCCCCCUCUGAGGCUCGAGUCAAGUCCGCGAAGAUCCCGGCGCCAUGUGGCGAUGGGCUCAGGCCGCGCUCCGAACCCCUGGGACCCGCCUCCAGCUCCGGAGGUCGGUGUGCACGUCAUUGGGUUUCUCCCAAAAGGCCGUGACCCUGACCGUCACGCCCAGGACUGGUCUGGCUGAUGAGCUUCUGGAUAUUAAAGUGGAAGGCCUAGGCCCCAGGGAGCGGGUGACACUGAGGGCGUCGGCUGUUAGCUACCGAGGUCGUCUCUUCCACUCGCAGGCCCACUUCGAGUCGGACGGCCGCGGGAGGCUGGACCUGGCCCGGCAGCCGGCUCUGGGCGGCGACUUCACCGGCGUGGAGCCGAUGGGGCUCCUGUGGAGCCUCACGCCGGCCGGCUCGGAGGACCCCUGCCACAGCCAGAGGCCGAGGGGCGUGUUGAAAACGCCCCUCAAAGUGGAGGUGACCGUCCAUCCCACGCAGCAGCAGCCGGAGGUGCCGCUGGGCCCGGCGCUGGCCUCGGCCCACGUGCAGCGCUGGUUCUCCAGCCCCCAGCUGUCCCGCACUCGGCUGCAAACCGGCAGCCUGCGGGGCGUCCUCCUGCUGCCCCCAGGAGAUGGUCCUUUUCCUGGUUUGAUUGAUAUGUUCGGUGAUGGAGGAUUGGAUGAAUCUCGAGCAAGUCUCCUGGCUUGUCGAGGUUUUGCUGCUCUGGCUUUGCCACUUUUUGGCUACGAAGAUCUACCUCCAAUUAUGAAGGACUUAAAUUUAGAUUACUUUGAAGAGGCAGCUAAAUUUGUGCAAAGUCAUCCAAAGGUCAAAGGCCCAAACAUUGGAGUGAUUGGUUCUGGCAAGGGGGCAGAGUUGGCAGUUUCCAUGGCUAGCUUUCUCCCAAACAUAGCUGCGGUUGUGAGCAUCAAUGGUUGCAUCUCUAACACAGCUACUGCCCUUACAUGUGGUGGAUUAAUCCUGCCAGGACUGCCUUUUAACCUAUGUAAAAUCUCUGCUACCGAUUCAGGGGUGUAUGACAUUAAAGAAGCGCUCGAGGACCCCUUGGAUCCAGCCUAUCGGGAAAGCCGUAUCCCUCUUGAAAAAGCCAGUGCCCAUUUCCUUUUCAUUGUUGGAGAGGAUGACAGGCUUUGGAAGAGCUCUGUUUAUGCCGACAUAGCUGUGAAGCACCUCACAGAGCAUGGGAAGACAAAUUUCACUCUUUUAAGCUACCCUAAUGCUGGCCACAGAAUAGAUCCGCCUUACAGCCCUUUUUUCUCUGCAGCCUGGGAUCCUGUGUUGGGGGUGCCUGUUUUGGGAGGCGGGCAGCUCAAAGCUCAUGCUGUUGCCCAGAUUGAGUCUUGGAAGAAGAUCUUGGAGUUUUUGCACUUGCAUCUAGAGCAAAGGCUUACAAACUAAACAGUUUAAUUUAGAAUUUGCUCAGAACAAAUUAUGGGAAAGACUGAAUUUUUUGACAAAUGACAACUGAGAUCUGGACUUCUCAUGACGUCUGCAAGCUUUUAAAAGAAAAAAUACUUCAAGUUCAUCAGAGCCUGUAGCUUUGGUCCUACCCAUGUUUCUCCAUGUCUGGUUUGUUUGAGCUUGAACUCAAGGUCUGCAACAAAAGCAAGUGGACCCAAAGCUAUACUCUUUGGUAAACGGCUUUUGAGAUCUAUUGUGUCAUUUUGAAGGGCUUAAAAGAACAAAGAAAUGAUCCAAGUUAUAUACUUCUUUUUCUUUCCCCGUGUGAAAGUUUUUAACCUUUGAGCAUGUGAAACUCAAAAUGUGCUUGAUAAGAAAUGUAUCAAGAUAUUGUGGAUUGAUUUUCGGAGACAAGGAAAUUUCUGUUUAUAUGGUGGUAAAUAUUAUAUGGUGGUAAAUAGCUUAUAUACUGGUACAUAAAAGAUAUUCAUGGCAAAGAGUGAAACUGGAAAAGCCAGUGUUCGUACUGCCUGUCACCGACCGGACCUGACAAGUACGUACAGGAUUUGAAUCUCUACGGUGCUUUAUUCCAAUGGCUGGCGAUUUGAGAAGAUGGCGGGUUCGCUCUCUAACAGACUGUCUUAAAUUUCAUUUUCAACCAACCCUUUCUAUAGGGAGAAGAAAAGUGUAGGUAAGGGGAUUGGAAUUCAGGGGAAAGGUUAAUCAGAUAAAAAGCUACAGCAUUCUUUCAUCUGUGUCCUGGGCAUCUCACCCUGGAGCAGAAUGGCUCAGAUACCUUACUGCUUGCAGUCCUCCUGAGGCACAAAGGUGGAGCUGCUUAUGGUCUCCCGGAGUCAGGGUGGGUCAUACCUUCAGUUCCUGGAACAACAGCUUUUAUGUGCAUUCAUUACUAAGCUUAUUAGCUAUUAUCUGAAACUAACAUUUUUCCAACAUUUGAGCCCCCCAACAGGAGGAAAUAGAAUUAAUAUUCUGAGUGAGCAUAAAGAUAAAAUUGACUUAUUAGUGAUAUUACACCAUUAAUAUCAAUUCCUUAUGGUGCAAUUUGUAGUUUUGAAUAAAAGGAAUACCCUACUGGGUUAUGAGAUAUGUUUAAGGAUUAAAUUCCCAUUACAGCUACAUCAAGAAAAACAGAUUUUUGCAGGAGAGGAAGAAUUCCAACUUGGAGAGGGGUGGAGGUGUGGAGAUCUGAAAAAAUCACUGCAGGUGUUGGCGGCAAAAUGGUACCAGAAUGUCACUGGUGCCAUUUGGACUUCAGUUCAGCAACCUCAGUUCUUGAGUUCUGGCUAAGAAAGAAUUCAGAGCCAAGACUCAAACUAUAAGAGAAAGUUUAUUCGGAAAGUCACAGAGGUAGGAAAAGUGAGCCAGUGGGGUACAAGUUCAGGAAACAAGUUACAGAGGCAGAAGAAGGGCCCUCGGAGCUUAGGAGAGAUAAAGGUAAAGCUAACAUGCCUGGGGGAAGACCAGGCGGAAGGAAAAAUGCUGAAGGAUCCAGGGAGG